Messenger RNA from Besnoitia besnoiti, 1485 nucleotides. RefSeq lists its product as uncharacterized. The transcript has a single exon. Lineage: Eukaryota; Apicomplexa; Conoidasida; Eucoccidiorida; Sarcocystidae. The coding region runs from base 1 to 1485 and encodes 494 amino acids. The record is from RefSeq and is a predicted model, not a curated record.
AUGAAUACCGUCGCAGCGGAAGAGGACGAGGAGGGACAGAACAUGCGAGAAGCUCGCGACACAUUACAGGCGCUCCAGGAGUUGCUCGCCAAGUCCGUCCGCCAGGUAUUUGUAGCACUGGAUACUUGCGUUGAAACAGACCUCUCACUGCAAGAGGAAUGGUUCCUCGAGUCUGUACGAGGGCUAUGCGAAGAAAAUGAAGCGACUCUUCGCUGUCUGGUCACGGUAGACGAAAUUUGGUGGUUUGUUAACGAGACUGUUCCAGAAAUGUGGGAUCCCGUUUACGGACCGCGCCGGGCAGAUGUCGCAGAAGACGCUGUCAUCUACUACGUCAGAGAUUGGGGACGAUUUGCAGAGACCGCUGUGGCGUGCGUAAAGGCAAAGCACCAAACUGCGCCUGAUGAUGGUAAUCGUGCCACAGCAGAGGACGACGACGUUAUAGAAACUGCCUCCGAGAGAGGACAGGGUCCAUUUGCCUAUGAGAUCCAAAAAGACAUCGAACUCCUAUUUCGGGUCAUCGGAGUCGACACUAUCGUCCUAGACUUUCUGCUCCCCGCCAACAUCCACACGUCGGGGGCCGCCGCAGCGUGGCGAUCGUUGGUACCGGUGCAACGAAUACUGGGCCCUUGCGUGGGUCGCUUCCUGGAAUGCCUCUGUACCUUCUUCGGCCUCAGUGUCAGCCAUGUGCGAGAUACAGCCGUACAACGUAUCAAUGCAAUAGAAGAGCGGACGAGACGGUGCACGUCAUUCUAUUCGGUUUUGGACUACGCAAUAGACUGCAUCUGGCGACGUCAGCCAGGCCUACAAGGAAUAGCCACGGAGGUCCGCCCGGGGCAGGCCAACCAGGUCCUUACAGUAGUCGCCGGUUACUGCAACUCCUUUUGGGAUACGAAUUCAUUGGCAACCUUCACUGAACUUAUCAACCUCCUCAUUCUGGUGGACAACAUUGUCGCCCUCUCUGCAUCGACAGCAGUGUACCUUUGUGGCGAUAUUUGCACUGCACUGCUAGCCAUUCUUUGCGAUGGUCGAGUUGCCAUUUCGACACCUGGAAUUCCGGAACGCUUCAGGAAUGCGGAUCACCAACAACGCGUGACAUCAGCUCUCAGAAGGUGUAAGCCUGUCCUAAACGCAACGUAUGUCCUCCCUCCUUUGAAGAGAGAUGCUGAACACCCACAAGCUGCUGACACCGCCGAUCAAGCUCAGUGUGGCAAUGCUCAGAGUCAUGGCUGUAGCGUUGUCGGACAGAAGCCGGAUGCAGCUUCCGACCACGUUCUGGGGAAACGGCGCAACAGCAGCGCUGAAGUGGUUGAUGGCCCAAUGUUACCCUCGGUGGAGGAGCGAAGUCCGCUGGAUCCAAGCACUGAUAACGGCGAAGCAUGUGGCACCCAGCUGCGUGCGAUUUCAUUUAUGAGGAAGCUCCAUAGAUUCCCGCAGCUUUCGGCGGUAGUUACCAAGGCAUUCUCCCGCAUCGUUUCGACUGGUUAG